Messenger RNA from Hylaeus volcanicus, 3037 nucleotides. RefSeq names its product calexcitin-2 (gene Scp2). Bases 212 to 763 code for a protein of 183 amino acids. The record is from RefSeq and is a predicted model, not a curated record. The transcript has 7 exons. Gene Ontology annotation, molecular function: calcium ion binding. NCBI's taxonomy places the organism in Eukaryota, Metazoa, Arthropoda, Insecta, Hymenoptera, Colletidae.
GCCCGAGCCCGCUGCGCGCACUUUGUGCUUCAUCUGUUCGUCAUUCACCUCGCACGUACGCUGUUUCGCGGUGAUUUGCUCGUUCCUUUUUUUUUCAUUUCCAACUGCGUUCGAUCACUGUGCAACUGCACGCGAAUAUCUCGCAUACCCGUCGUUCUAUCUGCUCUUCGGUACUCAACCCAGGCUCGCCCGACCCACGCAGAUUGACAAGAUGUCACUGUCAGAGUUCCGCAAGAAGAAGUUACUCUACGUCUUCAACACCUUUUUCGAUUGCAAUCAGAGUGGCGCGAUCGAUAAGAAGGAUCUCGACCUUGCUGUGCAACGAAUCAGCGAAUGCAGAGGCUGGACUCCUGACAAUCCCAAAGUUCAAAGCACGAGGGACAAUUUGCUCAAAAUGUGGGACGGUUUGAGGCAAAGGGCUGACGCCGAUCAAGAUGGACAAGUUAGUCGAGAGGAAUGGUAUUCACUCUGGGAAGAAUACGCGAAUGAUCCAUCGAACCCAUCCGAAUGGCAACAAACAUACAUGACAUUGAUGUUCCAGUUGUUCGAUGCGUCCGGUGACAAAUCCAUCGACGAGAGCGAGUUCUGUAACGUGUGCAGAUACCACGGCGUCCCAGAAGCCGAGGCCAAGGAGGCGUUCAAAAAACUGGGAGUCGGUCAGGAAAUAACCUGGGAGAAAUUCGCCAACCUCUGGAAGCAAUAUUUCUCCUCGGACGAGCCAGCCACAGCCGGAAACUUUAUUUUCGGGAAAACCUCGUUCUAACUCGCUCUCCAGUACCGUGGUAACCGAGAGACGUAUUAUUACCAUUUUCCUAUACGUCGCCAUUGUAUCGUCCAUUCGUCUGAUUUCUCUCGUGGUCAAUUUACCUCUAAUCAUUAAUAAUCACCGUUCGGGGGUUCUUCUUGUUUGACAACGAAAUAAAACGCAAAAAAAAACUUCUAUGAUUUUAUCGACGCUCGCGAAACGAUCGCGAUCAUUCGGCAAGCAGAAGUCUCUUCGCUCCUCGCCGUGUAAAUAAUCGUCCUCGUGGGUCCGGAGACGGGCAAAACCCUUACAUGAAUAAUCCUCUACAAAACCUCACUCUUGUUUAGAUGAGCAAUACAAAAUUCGAACUCGAAUUAUGGAAAUAUAUCACGAUAAAUAAACGAAGGACGAACGUCACGAAUGAAUUACUGACGCGUUUUAGUCGCUAUCUGUUGCUCGAAUAAAGUUUUGCCUGUCUCCACUCCCGAGUUCACGAUGGACGAUGUGUUCGAAUGAUUUCGUUUCUCGCCAUGGAGCGAAAUUUUCCCCGGCGCUCGACAGCUGUGGUGACGAAGUAGGGCUGGGUCUACUUGCCCAAGUUUUUUAGCGUUCGAAUACAGCAAGCGCGUAGAUUCGUUUCAAAAAGCUUUGCGUCCUGGGUCACAGCCGCGGCUCCAUUAGGCGUGGUGCGCGAGGAGGAUGCGCGUGAGAUUACUCGCUGUCUACUGCCACACGGCGCGUUGGAUUAUUGGAUAUUUUAGUAAAGGAUGAUUCGAAUAGUCCCAGCCCUGCGCAUAAAUUAUAUAUCACUGUAUGUUUGUAUCCGUAGCGUACGUUAAAUGUAAGAAAACGAACUCUUUAGUUCGGCAGUUAAACAAAAAAAAAAAAAGAUUGUUUUUUUCAAACCAAUGUAUCAGACGAUGCGCUUAAUUAGCGAAUAAUGCUUCCCUCCAGUUUGUUGCACGGCAGACAGUGUUUUCAGAGUUUAAAAUAAACUUGUUCCCGAAUACUGGUAGACGAAGGCGUUGUGUUACUAUCGGAGGAGAUCGAAACGUGGAACGAAACAUUGACGGGAAUAAGGAAAGAAGUAACUUCGAUCUGUUAUCGAUUGGCACGACGACUGGAAAUUAUUAGAAGUUUCGAACAAGUUGGCUUAAUUAUCGUGUACGAAGCAUCACGGACGAGGUGUUAUAUAUAUAUAUAUAUAUUUUAAACGAGUUGUCGAUAUCGCCCUAAAUGUGUCUUGUAUAGACAUUAUACAUAUAUAUAUAUAUAUUUAAAAUGACAGAGUUUUCAAUAAAUUGUGAUCAGAGAGAUUUAUAAAUUUUAAUCGGUGUUGACUUGAAGAGGCAGUCGAAGAACUGAAUGUUGGUACGUAUUAUUAUUUUAAACUAUUAGGUGGACUGGAAAGUAAUGUCGUUUUUUCAAUUUGAAAUACUUGUUUAUCACUCACUAGCUCAUUGAUUUUUAUCGAUCUGGCAUUCAAAAUGUUUACACUAAAUGGCAAAAGGCUGUUGAUAACGAGGCCAAUUACAUGAUCUAUUAAAAAAAGAAAUUUAUUACAAAUUUGUUUGAAUUCAAUGUAAAAUAAACGACAUUACUUUCCAGUCCACCUAAUAUUUUAUCGUCUAUUGCCCUAUUACUCAGUCAAAUUCCUCCAGGUGUUGUAUUCUUAGAACAAUUUCUUCAUAAAUUUUUUUAACCACCGAAUUUUUGUAACACUGUUUCAAUUUCUAAAAGUAUAUUGCGUGGAAAUAAUUCUGUUCACGACGGAGAUAAUUGUUGUAGACAGUGGAGAUCAUUUUUUGGGCAAUAGAGUUCGACGUAAUCACGAAUUAAAAGAUAAGACACGAUCGCAUUCGUAUUCAUACUAAACACGGACACCAAGUAUAUGCCGCGAGGAUUUCAGUGAAAAAUAUAAUCGAAAUACUGUUUCUGUUUAAUUAAUCAUUUUUAUGUUCGGGAAUUAAUAACCCUCGAAUUGCUGAUGUUUUCUUAGCUUUCGUCAAAUUUCAUUGACGAAUUGUUGCAAUUAUUUUUAACCGACUUCAAAAAGAAGGAAGUUACUCAAUUCGACAUGUAUAUUUUUUUCUGCAAGUAUAUUUCGUACAAAAAUGUUUAAAAAUAAUAAAUGAGGUCACGGGUACGAAUACGACUGUGAUGUGUUUACGUUUAGUUGUACCAUUCGAAACAUUGUUCCGCUUCAAGGUAAACAAUGACGUUGUUGUCGCGAUCUAACAUAGCCUGUCAUGUAAUUCUGAGUGUACAAUAAAAGGAAAUUAAAACCAUUAA